Molecule: messenger RNA, 444 nt
Organism: Homarus americanus (American lobster)
Lineage: Eukaryota; Metazoa; Arthropoda; Malacostraca; Decapoda; Nephropidae
Product: prostatic spermine-binding protein-like
Exons: 1
Source: RefSeq, a predicted model, not a curated record
GACGAUAACGAUGAAGAACAGGACGAUAACAAAGAACAGGACGAUAACGAUGAAGAUCAGGACGAUAACAAAGAACAGGACGAUAACGAUGAAGAACAGGACGAUAACGAUGAAGAACAGGACGAUAACGAUGAAGAACAGGACGAUAACGAUGAAGAACAAGACGAUAACGAUGAAGAUCAGGACGAUAACAAAGAACAGGACGAUAACGAUGAAGAACAGGACGAUAACGAUGAAGAACAAGACGAUAACGAUGAAGAUCAGGACGAUAACAAAGAACAGGACGAUAACGAUGAAGAAAAGGACGAUAACGAUGAAGAACAGGACGAUAACAAAGAACAGGACGAUAACGAUGAAGAUCAGGACGAUAACAAAGAACAGGACGAUAACGAUGAAGAUCAGGACGAUAACAAAGAACAGGACGAUAACAACAAGACGAUAACA